GCUGCAAGAGUGUAGCACAACAGUACUACAUUUCUUCAGUUUGAGUUUACAAACCAGUGUGCUUGGAUGCUUUUGCUGCAGAGACAUAAAGGACAUGUCAAAAAGCAACAUAAACUGGAAGGGGGUGGCCAUUGUGUCCAUAGUCCUCUGUGUCAUCUUACUGGGCAUCACCCUAUCCAAUGGAGGUGAGGCCAAGAUGAAAGAGCGGGAGAAAGAGAUUCGUGCGGACGAGCUCAAGAAAAGAGAAGCACGAGAGAAAGUGAUUCGGGCUGAAGAGCUGCAGAAAAGACAAGAGCAAGAGAAGGCGAUACGCAUAGAGGAGCAAAAGAUAAGAGAUGAGCGAGUGAAAGAGAUACUUACAGCAGAGGAGAAGAAAAGAGAACAACUGAUGGAAGCGAUACAUGCAGAGGAGCUAAAGGACAGAGAGCAGCAAGAGGCGGAGAUCCACGAGGAGGAGAGACGGAAAAGAGAACAGCGGGAGGAGGAGAUACGCGGCGAGGAGGAGAAGAAAAGACAACAGCUAGAGACAGAGGUUCGGCAGGAGGAGCGAGAGAAAAGAGAGACCCUAGAAAAACAGAUACGUGAAGAGGAAGCGGUGAAAAGACAACGGCUUGAGAUAGUGAUUCGGGCGGAGGAGCAAGAGAAAAGACUACAGCCUCUUGGUGUGCAUAAACGUGCAGAAGAGGAGAAGAGGAGAGAGGAGGUAGAGGAAAAGGUACACGCAGGAGGGGAGGAGAAGAAAGGACAACAGCUACCUGUACAGGCAGACAUUCAUGAGGAAGAGAAAAAGGAACAAGAACAGCAAAAGGAAGAGAUUCGUGCUGAAAAUCAGGCAGGAGGGGAGGAGAAGAAAGGACAACAGCAACCUGUACAGGCAGACAUUCACGAGGAAGAGAAAAAGGAACAAUGAGAGAAAUAGAUACUUUCAGAAGAGGAAAGAGAAGACAAUAGAAACACGGAAAGAAAAAAAAAACAGAAAAGGAAAGAACCUGACCGUUUUGUAUUGGGCAUUGGAGUGCAUUGUAUUGCAAUGUAAAAUUGCAUUUUAUAUGGGUUUUAAAAAGUUCUCAAAAUAUUUAAGAAUUCACACAUAGAUUAGGUUGUCUCAACAGUCAUUUCCAAUAAUAAAGAGCAAAAGUCAAAAAUGGCAUUUUGCAACAAUACUCUUCAUGCCUGGUACAGUAGAAGAACAGCAGGGCUGGACUGACAGUAUGGCAUACCGGGCAUUUUCCCGGUGGGCCGA
Messenger RNA from Engraulis encrasicolus (European anchovy), 1243 nucleotides. RefSeq lists its product as uncharacterized. Lineage: Eukaryota; Metazoa; Chordata; Actinopteri; Clupeiformes; Engraulidae. The transcript has 3 exons. The coding region runs from base 95 to 910 and encodes 271 amino acids. The record is from RefSeq and is a predicted model, not a curated record.